GUGAAUAUUUAAAAAUGAUGCGUUACUGUUAGUUGAUUGGUUACGUUCGAUUUGUAAGGGGAAAUACAAAGAAAACCAUGCUCUUCAUUUACUCGCAACAUUGAUAGCUGUUAGUUUUUAAAUCAAAAUGUCAUGCAAGGAAGCUUCUCCGGUUACAAGAAGUGGCCUUAUAAGUACUAGUGAUGUACUCGGUUCUGGAAAGAAGUUCACAUGGGUUAGCAGACAAUGCCUCCCAUCGAAAAUGGUGAAAAAUGAUUUUAGCGUAUGGGCUUUUGUGAAACAGUGUAUCGGAAAGGAAUUAUCUAAAAUUACAAUGCCAAUAGUAUUGAAUGAGCCAUUAAGCUUUUUACAACGAAUAGCUGAAUAUAUGGAGUAUUCUGAAUUACUAGAUGAGGCAGUUAAAGAAAGUGAUCCUGUAAAACGUAUGGAGUAUGUUUGUGCUUUUGCUGUCUCCAGUAUGUCAUCAAAUGCAAAUCGUAUUGGCAAACCGUUCAAUCCAUUAUUAGGCGAAACAUAUGAACUGCAUUAUAAUAAUUUUGUUUUCGUUGCAGAACAAGUAUCUCAUCAUCCACCGAUUACAGCUUUUCAUGUCGAAUCAGAAAAUUAUCAUCUCCGUGCUACUGUACAGUUUAAAAUCCGCUUUUGGGGUAAAUCAAUCGAUGUUCAACCAAAAGGUUUAGUCACGCUAGAAUUAUUCAAUUAUAAUGAAACGUAUACAUGGCAAAAUGUUAAUUUAACACUACACAAUGUAAUAAUGGGUAAAAUAUGGAUGGAACAAACUGGUUCGUUACGGAUUACAAAUCAUACGCUAGGCAUUUAUAGUCAGUUAGAAUUUCUACCAGCUAAUUGGCUCGGUCAAGGAGCUAAUCGGUUCACGGGUGAAUUAUACGCUCCAGCAUCUUUAAACAACACAAUGAUGCGAUCAGCUUCGUCGAAUUCUUCGUUAAGUGUUAACACAGUUAACCCUAGCAAGUCUAACUCCUCACACGUGUUGAAACGUGUAAUUUUUGGCAAUUGGUGUCGAGGUCUAUUCACUGUUGAACCGAAAAUAUGGAAUGAAAGAGAAGAGGUGAAUGGGAAAAGUAAUCCUACUGAGGCAGUUAAUAAUUCCGAGUUAACUGAUACACCUGAGUAUGGAUUUGAACUACCGCUGACUGGACAAUGUUGUCUAUGGCGUGCCCGACCAAAACCAUCUUGUUCAUCUGAUUACUAUAGUUUCACACAGUAUACAAUUGGUUUGAAUGAGCUAAACUAUGCAGUGAAUUCAUCAGCUGAUAGUGUCACUACUGAUCACAGUAAGCAUGACUUUGAAAUGAAUGCCAAUGGUAAUAUGCUGAAUUGUAUGACGAAUACGCCAGCGAGUGAAAUUCCAUCAAGAAAAAAUUCAAUCUAUGGGAAAUUUUUACCACCUACAGAUUCAAGAUAUCGACCAGAUUUACGUUUAUUUGAAAUGGGUAAAAUUGAUGAAGCAGCUUCUGAAAAACUUCGCUUAGAAGAAAAACAACGUCAUGUACGUAAAUUGUCAAAUCAACGAAAAAACAGUGGUGGGGGUGGGGGUGUUUUCAACUGGACCUUAUCAACCACUAAUCAUCAUAAAACAACAACUGGUAGAGAUUCAUGUCCGAUUACAUCCGAUGCUACUACUACUACUAGUAUUAGUGGUAGUGGUGGUCGAACAAGUAAUCCUUUUCGUAGAACCGUCUCAACUAAUUCCACUGUCAAUUCUUCUUUGGUGAAUAUUAACCUGCCUAAAGAUGUCAAUCCAAUUGUUGGUCCUAUAUGGUUUGUUGAAUCAGUUAAUCCGUUCACUAAACACGAAGAAUGGAUAUUUACUGGAGAAUAUUGGAAAAGAGAUUGGAGAAAAUGUCCAGAUUUGUAUUAAUUCAGGUCUAUCGUUUGCUUUUGUUUGCUUUAUUUUGAGUAGAUUAUAUCAAUACCUACACACACACACACACACACA
Messenger RNA from Trichobilharzia szidati, 1960 nucleotides. The record is from the annotation of a GenBank genome assembly. NCBI's taxonomy places the organism in Eukaryota, Metazoa, Platyhelminthes, Trematoda, Strigeidida, Schistosomatidae.